AUGGCUACGCAGAGGUUUUGUUUGCGGUGGAACAACCACCAGUCUAAUAUGUUGUCUGUGUUUGAUCAGCUACUGCACGCUGAGACGUUCACCGACGUUACCCUAGCCGUUGAUGGUCAGCUACUGAAAGCACACAAGAUGGUCCUGUCGGCUUGCAGUCCUUACUUCCAAGCUCUCUUCGUAAACCACCAGGAGAAACAUCCCAUUGUUAUAUUGAAGGACGUUCCGUAUUCGGACAUGAAGAGUUUACUCGAUUUCAUGUACAGGGGUGAAGUAAGUGUGGACCAGGAGCGACUGACGGCUUUCUUAAAAGUAGCCGAGAGCUUAAGAAUAAAAGGACUUACAGAAGUAAACGAGGAGAAGUGCGAUAUUCCAGCUUUGACUAACUCGUUAAUACAGCAACAGUCGAAUGCGCACACUCCUCCUCCUCAACUACACAGAAUACAUCCAUAUAUGCAUCAGAAAAGGCCAGCAUCGGGUGUGCCAAGCGGAGGAGCACCUCCCAAUUUAUUAAUGCCUUUAUUGGGUAAUGCGUUGAUGCAGCCUAAACGAAAACGAGGUCGGCCUAGAAAACUCAGUGGAAGUUCCAGCGAUGCUUUAAACACUGCCGCUAGUCCUCCCGGAGAGUUUGUCUCGGAGCCUGCCUCUCACGGAUCAUCGAACCGUCCAGGCGACCAACUGAUCAGAGGUUCUCCAGAGAUGUUGGAAGUGAAAAUGUCAAUGGAUAGCUUUAACGCUGAUGACGGGGCAACGUCAGGGGGCGAGGAAGCAGGUGAAGCCCUACUCAUUGACGAAGGUGACGACGCGCAAUCGACAGAGGCACCCACUGGCAAGGACUCCGAGUCUGCAGAACUUACAGAGUACCACUACACGUUUGAUGACGAAGUUGACAAUGGCAGUAUUCCUAUAAUAACUCUAGAAGUAAUGUCGGACUCGUCUAUACCUGACCCGAUCAUUGCCAACUACGUGGACGGGUCCGUGCCUAGCGGGCAAUUUGAUGAUACUCUCAAUAAGGACACUGGAGUACAUUUUCUAACAGAGCAGAUGCAAAAACUUGAACCGAAAUAUGAAGGGAAUAAAGAAGAAGGAAAGGAAUCGAAGGGAAGACAUGAUUUAUUGGAGUACAUGUUGCGGACUGAUGGUAGCGUCAUCUGCAAGAUGUGUGGGGAGAUACUGCAGAGUCGCACGCACUGGUACCGGCACAAGUACAAGCGACACGCUGCACAGCCGCCCAACCCCGCGCCCUUGUUCCAGUGUGAACAAUGCCUCGUCUAUUUUAAGAGUAGAAAAGGAUACAUUGGGCAUAUAGCGAGCAGGCAUAGCGAAUUAUUAUCAGAUAGUAGUCCAGUAUUAACGAACACGCAAGCAAUACAAGCCACGGAGAAUACGUUACAGGAAAUUAAAGAAGAAGCCGAUCCUGAGUCCAUGAUCCCUAAGACCAGCGUGCCAAAUUAUCAGACAUCCGUCGUCAAACACACGGCGAAGGCUACAGAGACGAAGAAAACUUAUCGCAGUAAAGAGCAAUUAGUGAAUCAAGCAGACUGGGAGGAAAAACGAUCUCGUGAAGAGAAAUUAGUGGCAGACAUAAUUGACAGAGUCCGUCGCGAAUGUGAGGCACACCCGACGCCGCAAGCAUCUACACGUCGUCCGUACGCGCGUCGCACGACGCCCGUCAUACACACGCUGCGACAAACUAACGCACUCACGUAA
Molecule: messenger RNA, 1710 nt
Organism: Spodoptera littoralis (African cotton leafworm)
Lineage: Eukaryota; Metazoa; Arthropoda; Insecta; Lepidoptera; Noctuidae
Source: the annotation of a GenBank genome assembly